GAUGGUGGUGUUAAUUCCAUUCGACAAAAAUCGGCUAUUUUCGUACAUGCGCGUUCAUCCCGCUGUGACCAUCGCACAACAGAAAGUGGAGGAGCAGGGACUACUUCCGGGAGCGAACAUCAGCCUCUACUUCGGCGACUCCAACUGCUCUUCAAGAGACGCUCCCAUUAUCGCCUUCAACUUCUUCAUCCAGAAAAGAGUCCACGUGUUUCUGGGACCGUGCUGCGACUACAGUUUAGCCCCCGUCGCUCGGUACGCUCCGGUUUGGAAUAUACCAGUUAUCUCCCCUGGAGGUCACGCGCACGACUUCGGACGUCCGAAGAAUACGGGUGACGAUGAGUUUGGUACUUUAACUAGAGUCGGCGCGACUUUUGACUCUUUGACGGGGAUGAUUCUGAGGACUGUGACGUACUGGAAAUGGGCCAAGAUGGUCGUGAUCUAUAGAGGUGUUGGUCACGCGACCGUGAUGCCUUCGUUCUGUUUCCUAGCCGGGUCGGCCAUGAUAGCGUUUAGUAAGAGAAGCAGGAUUAAACACUCAUACUACAAGUACGUGCCAGAGACCACGGAAAUAGGGUCAAUGUUGAUGGAGCAAGUGGGAAACAACUUUUCAGUUGUUGUUCUGUGCGCCUCCCCGGACACGGUCCGAGAGAUCAUGAUAAAAGCACACGAUCUGAAUUUCGACAACGGCGAGUACGUCUUCUUCAACAUCGACCUCUUCAGCAGUAAUAACGACAGCGUGAGACCUUGGUACCGACACAACGACACGGAAGAGAGAAAUGCGGCUGCCCGGAAAGCCUACGAAGCUGUUCUGACCGUCUCGUUACGGAAACCCACGAGUAACAAAUACAGAGAGUUCUCGGAGGAGGUGAAACGAAGAGCCGAGAGAAUGUACAAGAACUUUACAUACGGCGAGGAACAGGUGAACAGUUUUGUGGGGGCGUUUCACGACGCGGUCAUCCUGUACGCCCUCGCCCUGAACGAAACUUUGGAGGCGAACGAAUCCAUUACUGACGGAGCCGCCAUCACCAGACGAAUGUGGAACAGAACAUUUGAAGGCAUCACUGGUAAUGUUAGUAUUGACGCUAACGGAGACCGAAACGCAGACUACUCCCUUUUGGAUAUGGACCCAAAGACUGGAAACUUCCAGAUUGUCGCUAAUUAUUUUGGCAGCAAUAAGCGGUAUGAACCGGUUGAGGGGAAGGAAAUUCACUGGGCAGGGGGUCGAACCAGCGCCCCUCCAGACACUCCUGUUUGUGGAUACGACGGCUCCAAGUGUCCGCCUGACGAGCCGUUUCCUAUGUACGGAAUCGUUAUUAUCGUCCUUGGCUCCACGCUGGUUAUCGUUCUUAUAGCAGUGUUCUUCGUGUACAGACACUUGAGGUUGGAGGCGGAACUAGCGGAGAUGAACUGGAGGGUUAGGUGGGAGGAUGUGUUGUUUGGAUCGCCCGAGAAAAACAAACAGCUUCACAGACAGGGCAGCAAACUGAGCUUGAACAGGAAAUACUCGUAUACCAGCGACUGUUCCGGAGACACUAUAGCCGUUCACAUGACUGACGUGAAGAAUCGACAACUCUUUACAAAGACUGGAUAUUACAAGGGCGCUAUUAUAGCAGUGAAGAAAAUUCACAGAACAAAUAUAAGCAUAAACAAACCAUUGUUAUUGGAAAUAAAACGGAUUAAAGAUCUACAGAAUGAUCAUAUUGUUAGAUUCAUAGGUGCCUGUAUCGACAUUCCACACCAGUGUUUUUUUACAGAGUAUUGUCCUAAAGGCAGCUUACAGGAUGUUUUGGAAAAUGAUCAAAUAAAACUGGACUGGAUGUUUCGAUACUCAAUAAUGCAAGACAUUGUUAGGGGUAUGGCGUAUCUACAUGGCACAGACGUCAGGAGCCAUGGCAACCUGAAGAGUACGAACUGUGUGGUGGACAGCAGGUUUGUGGUGAAAAUCACAGACUUCGGGCUGCACUACUUCAGAGAGGGGUCAGAGGUCACGGAAGAAGACAACGCGUAUCAACACUAUAGUAGAAAACUAUGGACAGCUCCAGAAUUAUUGCGCAUGCUCAACAGACCACCAGAAGGGACACCAAAGGGAGAUGUUUAUAGUUUUGGCAUCAUAUGCCAGGAAAUCAUUUACCGAAAUGGAGUGUUUUACUUACAAGGAUUAGAACUCGAUCCACAAGAAAUCCUCGACAAGGUAAGGAAGGGUUGUCGCCCGUGGUUUCGCCCCACGCUGGAAGAGUUCGACUGCCCCUGUGAUAACCUGGCCGUCUUGGUUCAGAAAUGCUGGGCCGAGGAUCCGGUGGAGAGACCGGACUUCCAGUCGCUGAAGACGAUCAUUAGGAAAUUAAACAGAGACGGUGACAAGGGCAAUAUACUUGAUAACCUCUUGUCCCGCAUGGAGCAGUACGCGAACAAUCUGGAGGCGCUGGUGGAGGAACGAACCGCCGAUUACCUGCAGCAGAAGAAGAAAGCAGAAGACUUGCUAUAUAUGAUGUUACCCAAACAAGUGGCUGGUCAGCUGAUUCGCGGCGAGUCGGUGCGGGCGGAGGCCUAUGAACAAGUGACGAUAUACUUCAGUGAUAUAUGUGGCUUCACCGCCAUGUCAGCAGAAAGUACGCCCAUGCAGGUGAUUGACCUGCUGAAUGAUCUGUAUACAACAUUUGAUGCAAUCAUUGAACACUUUGAUGUCUACAAGGUUGAGACAAUAGGCGACGCCUACAUGGUAGUGUCCGGUUUGCCCAUGCGGAACGGGAACCUGCACGCGCGGGAGAUAGCCGGGAUGUCGCUCCGUCUGCUGGAUGCCGUACUCUCGUUCAGGAUACGUCACAGGCCGGAGCAACAGCUCAAACUGAGGAUAGGAAUACACACAGGCCCAGUCUGUGCAGGUGUGGUGGGGAUGAAGAUGCCGCGGUAUUGUCUCUUCGGUGACACCGUGAACACGUCCUCGAGAAUGGAGUCAAACGGAUUACCGUUAAAGAUUCAUGUGAGUCCGCAAUCUAAAGAAGUUCUGGACACCUUUGGAUACUUUAACCUGGAGCUGAGGGGUCCUGUUGAAAUGAAGGGAAAGGGCGCCAUCACAACCUACUGGUUGAAGGGAGAACACCCUCACAAGGACACGCAGCUGCUCAACAACUCCACGUCGUGACAACUCCUUGCUCAAACAUGACCGUCACCACAUGUGAUACCUUAUAGCUGACCGUGCAUUCUACUAACUGGUAGCGUGGACACCGCCGUCUUUGCAAGUCAUUUCCUUUUAUGACGUGCACAUAAUCCGAGUGUGUAUCUUCUUUAUGCAGAUUGCAACUUCUCCAUGGAUCGGACAAGACCUAGGAUCUGUCUUCGACUUCGCAAGUCUGAACCAAGAAACCUUCAAGAGUCUGUAUUUGCCUUGACACAGAUUGCAACUUCUUCGUAAAUCUGACAAGUCCUAUGAUUCUAUAUUCGACUUGGAAACUGUGAUGGACAAAACCUUCAAGAGUCUAUUUUUGCCUUGACGCAGAUUGCAACUUCGUCAUAAAUCUGACAAGACCUAUGAUAUAUCUUUGUCUAAGCAAGUCUGAAGGACAAAACCUUCCAGAGUAUUUUUGCCUUGACGCAGAUUGCAACUUCUUUGUAAAUCUGACAAGACCUAUGAUAUAUCUUCGUCUUAGCAAGUGUGAAGAAUGAAAUUUCCAAAAGACUAUCUACGCCUUGACACAGAUUGCAACGUCUUCAUGAACCUGACAAGACCUAUGAUCUAUUUUCGUUUUGGCAAGUGUAAAGACAAAACCUUCAAGAGUCUUCUCUUUUUUUUUUUGCACUGGCACAGAUUGCAACUUCUUAGUACAGCUGUAUCACACCUAUGCUCUAUCUUUGACUUGGCAAGCCUUAACAGCAAAACCUUCAAGUGUCAAUCGUUGCCUUGGCACAGAUUUUUUCAUAAAUCUGACAAGAUCUAUUGUAUAUAUUCACCUUGGUAAGUCUCAACGACAAAACCGUGACACAGAUUGCAACAUCUUAGUGAAUCUGACAAGACCUACGAUCAAUCUUCAACUUAGCCAGUCUGAACCAAGAAACCGUCAAGAGUCUAUUGUUGCCAUGGCACAGAUUGCAACUUCUUCAUAAAUCUGACAAGACCUAUGGUCUAUAUUCACUUUGGCAAAUGUGAAUGACAAAACCUUCAGUUGUUUAUCUUUGCCUUGACCCAGAUUGAAACUUCUUCAUGGACCUGAACCAGACUCAUGAUAUAUCUUCACUUUAACCAAAUUAAUCUGACAAAUCAUCCAAUUGUUUAUAUUUGCCUUUACACAGAUUACAACUUCAUAAAUGUGUACCAGACCUAUGAUCUAUCGACCCUCUGGAGAGUCUCAACGUCAAUAUCCUCUUUAAAAAUAGCAUCUCUACACAUAACACUGUGAAAAUAAUGUCGAUUGUGCUACCAUAAUAAAACAAAUCGUACCUUUCAAUAAAGCAGGGCAAACGAUAUUUUGACAAUUUGACCAACCAGUCUUGGUGGCGCGGUGGUUAAGCAAUCGGACAACAGGUUGGUAGGUACAGGGUUCGCAGCUCGAUACUGGCUCCAACCCAGAGCUAGUUUUUAAGGGCUCAGUUGGUAGGAGUAAGGCCACUAUACCCUCGUCUCUCUCACUAACAACUAACCAACUAACAACUAACCCACUGUCCUGGACAGACAGCCUAGAUAACUGAGGUGUGUGCCUAUGACAGCGUGCUUGAACCUUAAUUGGAUAUAAGCACGAAAAUAAGUUGAAAUGAAAUGAAAUGACAAUUUGAUCAACGAAGCCAUUACGUUAAUCAAUUGGCAUACCUUUGCAUAAAGAAGAGUCAAAGAGAAGACUUAACAAUCUGAAUUAUAAAACAUCCGUAACAAUCGUACCUUUGCAUAAAGUAGAGUGAAAUGGAUUUAACAUUCUGAACGACACAUCUGUGUUGAAAUAAAAAGUCGUAUCUCUGCAUAAAGCCGUCAAUAAUAGUUUUGAUGAUCCGGACGACAAGACUGUUGAUAUAACCAAAGGUCGCAUUUCUUUGCAUCAAGCAUAGUGAAACGGAUUUCACAAUGUGAACGACGCAUGCGUUACCCUAAUCAAAAGUGAUAUAUUUGCAUAAAGCAGAGAGAAGGCAUCACAAUCUGACCUGACUGACGAAACCGUUGAUGUGAUCAAAAAUCGUAUCUUUGCAUAAAACAGAGUCAAAGAUGUAUUAACAAAGUUGAUUCACUGCCGGAUGUUUCUUCUACAACUAGAUGAAGCAGGAGCACAUCUAACGUGUGGGUAGCGAGCAAAACCCUGAGUGUUGUAAUGGUUAAAUAUGAUGAAUGUAGUGUUUUGAGGUAGAUGUAACAUUAUGAUUCGCUGUUUCUGUGGAAGAAUAAUAUACAACUAUUAGUCCUCAUUGAAAUCUGAACAUCCUAAAAAUACACUGCAUACGCCAUUGCUGAUCUCGUAUUUUGACCAUUAUAUACACGACAAAACAGUUAUCGUGGUCAAAAUCGUAUCUCCGCACAAAUUGGAGUGGAAAGGGCACUGGCAAGGUUGUGCUUGAUUCCACGAAUCACUUGUUUUUCGAGUACAGAAACACUUCAUCAUUACUUCGUCUGUGGGAAGACUUCCCUGAAUCUGAUAUUUCAUUUCAACCUUGGCACAGAUGGAUGUAAACACUGAUAUCCGACAUGAUAGAUGCGUUUUGCAAGCAUAUCCCUGCAAAUCAAGGAUGCUAUUUUGUUCCUAUAGGCGAAAGGGAGUUGAAACCAUUGGGGAAGAAAAGGAUUAUUAUUAUUUAACGAUGCCUCGAAACGUUUUAAACUACUGUUUUUGGUCUAUAGCAUAUUGUUAUUUUGACACUUAUUGUACAUAAUAAGAUAAAUGAAAGGUAUGUAUCAUGGUUAUUUGUACAUUUGGUCGAAAGAGAAAGAGGAAAGAAAGGGAAUAUUAUCGUGUUUAAUGACGCCUCAACAAAUUUUAAACUACGGCUAGUUUGUAUUUAACAUGUGGAUAUUUCAACACUUGAUCGAGAAAAAGUUGAAAGGAAAGAACUGUUUGUUAACGACACCAGUCCUCAGUAAACUUUUAGCUACGGUGUCUAACAUAUGGUUAUUUCAACACGUGGUCCAGAAAAAGAAGAAAGGAAAGGAAUGUUUGUUUAACAACACCAAUCCUCCGUACACUUUAAUCUACGGCCAUUUUUGGUGUCUAACAUAUGGAUAUUUCAACACUUGUCCAGAAAAGGAGAAAGGAAAGGAAUGUUUGUAAACGACAUCAGUCUUCAGUACAGUUAAAUCUACGGCUGUUUGGCGUCUAUCAUGGAUAUGUCGACAUGUGAAUGAGUGGAAACGACUGUCGCAAUAUAGGCUAUUCCUGGAUAAAACAAGAAGGGGUUUUGUUAUUGCCGAAAAAUACGGACAGUAGAACAAAUGUUUUAACAAUAUUAACAGAAUUCAGACUAUUCUGUAGUGAAGUAUCUGUGUAAUGAACUCUUUCUAUGGCUGGACCUAGCGGAACAGGAACGGGGUGGGGGUGUAACCCAUGUAUUUUAAAAAAAAAAUUGCCCUUUUUUAUCUGAAAAUGCCUUUCUGUUUACGUAGAGAAAACUGUCCAUUAUAGUGCUCCGGUUCGUUUUCUACUUCUACCUAACAAUUUUUGGGCUUAUUACCUCUCCUUUCAUAAACUUUAAAAUGGGUUUCGUUUCUAAAGUAAUAUUAUUAAAAUUAAAAAGUAAUAUCCGUUUCACUGGCGGAUCCAGAGGGUUCAAGAGGGGCACAAUAGUGCUGUAACCUCCAAGGUCCGUUUGAACGGUCCUUUUUAAUCACUGUUUUUUUUAAUUGUUUCUUACAAUAUACAACACUAAACUGUCCAGAAAAUCCAUCUUUGUUUCACAAUUUUCCGGUCAGGCUAUUCCAUGCCUCCCUUUGAAUACCACACCCCCCCCCCCCCCCCCCCCCCCCCCCCCCCCCCCCCCCCCCACCCCCCCGAUCUUGUUCCCUUUGAGAGCUCGAUCGUCUCGUUUGCCCUCGACAAACUCAAACAGCCCUUUUUAGAAUUUUGUAACCCCCUUUACAAAAUCGUGGAUCCGCCCCUGCAUUUUUCAGUCUUAUUAUAAAUUCUGUUGUUGGGAGAAGUUACCGUCCUCGGUACAGUCUCCCACCCAUAGCGAGAUUUAACAACUCGAUGGGUAGGUGUAAGACCACUACACCCUCUUCUCUCUCUCACUAACCACUAACCACUAACUCCCUGUCCUGGACAGACAGCCCAGAUAGCUGAGGUGCGUGCUCAGGACAGCGUGCUUGAACCUUAAUUGGAUAUAAGCACGAAAAUAAGUUGAAAUGAAAAAUGGGAGGAGUUACCAGAUCUUGUUAACCAUGUUGUUACUGAUUAACAGAACCUUGCUUGGUUCAAAACUUGUGGUUGAAAUACAUAUUUACAAAAAAGAACAUAACAACCAGGGCCCCGUUCCACGAAAGAAUUGUAGCUAAGGUUACUUACGGUGACUUACGGUGAAUUUUACAACUGGCACCGUAAACUUUA
This is a messenger RNA of Gigantopelta aegis, 7514 nucleotides long. RefSeq names its product atrial natriuretic peptide receptor 1-like. The transcript is spliced from 22 exons. The coding region runs from base 2 to 3142 and encodes 1046 amino acids. Gene Ontology annotation, cellular component: membrane. Gene Ontology annotation, molecular function: protein kinase activity; guanylate cyclase activity; peptide receptor activity. The record is from RefSeq and is a predicted model, not a curated record. Lineage: Eukaryota; Metazoa; Mollusca; Gastropoda; Neomphalida; Peltospiridae. Gene Ontology annotation, biological process: protein phosphorylation; intracellular signal transduction; receptor guanylyl cyclase signaling pathway.